AUGGAUGGAGGGAUGGAGGGAGGGAUGCACAGCGGGACACUGCUGGAAGAGGACCCGACCUUAACGUUGCCGUGUCCAGUUUUACGGCGGCAGCAGUGUGAGGACGGCGCCUUCAACCAGCACUUACCGGCCACGGCGGCCAGCUACAGCGCUACUGCGCCGGGGAGCUUCAACACGUUAAACAGGGCAGAUGAAACCACUCACGAACUAUAUGUUGUGUUUAAUGUCGUUCAAGAGGAUGGCAACGUAGCGAGCAAACACGAUCAAAUGAAGAGCACCACCACCAGCAGCAGCAGCAGCAGCAUGCCGGUAACGGCGGCGAUCCCUCCCUACGUGAAGCUGGGUCUCACCAUCGCCUACACCAUCUUCUACUCGCUGCUCUUCGCCUUCGUGUACGCCCAGCUCUGGCUGGUGCUGCGGUACCGACACAAGCGCUUCAGCUACCAGACGGCCUUCCUGUUCCUGUGCCUGCUGUGGGCCGCGCUGCGAGCCCUCCUCUUCUCCUUCUACUUCAGGGACUGCGUGACCGCCAACGCGCUCGGCCCGUUCGCCUUCUGGCUGCUCUACUGCUUCCCCGUCUGCCUGCAGUUCUUCACGCUCAGCCUCAUGAACCUCUACUGCGCACAGGUUUACUUCAAGGCCAAGUCCAAGUACACACCUGCCCUGCUCAAAUACAGACUUCCCCUGUAUCUGGUCUUCCUGGGCGUCAGUCUUCUCUUCCUCGUGGUUAAUCUGGUCUGCGCGCUGCUGGUGAAGAUGGCGGCGGCCGACGUGAAGACCGUGGUCCUGGUGAGGGUCACCAUCAACGACAGUCUGUUCGUCCUCUGCGCCGUCUCGCUCUCCGUCUGCCUCUACAAGGUCGCCAAGAUGUCGCUGGCCAACAUCUACCUGGAGUCAAAGGGUACGUCGGUGUGUCAGGUGACUCUGAUCGGCAUCAUGGUGGUGUUGCUGUACGCGUCGCGGGCCUGUUACAACCUGGUGGUGCUCGCCCUCGCCAACAUCGAGACCAUCAACUCCUUCGACUACGACUGGUACAACGUCUCGGACCAGGCGGACCUCCGCUCGUCGCUAGGAGACGGCGGCUACGUUGUGUUCGGGGUGAUCCUGUUCGUCUGGGAGCUGCUGCCGACAUCGCUGGUCGUCUUCUUCUUCAGGGUGCGACGCCCACCUCAGGAACGGAGCGCUGCGGGGAUCCCGAACCACGUUCUCUCUUCCAGAGGAUAUUUCUUCGACAACCCUCGGCGCUACGACAGCGACGAUGAUAUGUCUACGCUGUAUACAGCAGAUGUAAACAUACACGCCACGUGGCGUCGCAACGUUGCAUAA
Molecule: messenger RNA, 1326 nt
Organism: Perca flavescens (yellow perch)
Lineage: Eukaryota; Metazoa; Chordata; Actinopteri; Perciformes; Percidae
Product: integral membrane protein GPR137B-like
Exons: 10
Coding region: 1-1326 (441 amino acids)
Biological process (GO): regulation of autophagy; negative regulation of bone resorption; negative regulation of osteoclast differentiation
Cellular component (GO): lysosomal membrane
Source: RefSeq, a predicted model, not a curated record